This is a messenger RNA of Stegastes partitus (bicolor damselfish), 4309 nucleotides long. It is a transcript of the gene tmem184ba, whose product is annotated as transmembrane protein 184ba. The record is from RefSeq and is a predicted model, not a curated record. The transcript has 10 exons. NCBI's taxonomy places the organism in Eukaryota, Metazoa, Chordata, Actinopteri, Pomacentridae. The coding region runs from base 356 to 1636 and encodes 426 amino acids.
GCAGCGGAGAGGAAUGACCGACUUUACAGCUUUAACUCCUCAAACACCGACUUUGCAAGCUGUAAAUGGACACGCGGAAGCAAUAAAACGAUAAAAUUGAAGCUGCGUGACAUGAGAAACAAACUUUAGAGGUGAGUUUUUGGAGGAGACACCGAGGUGUUGACGGGGCAGUCCGCGGACGACUUAACAUGGAUGUUCGGGGAGCAACGGUGCGGCUCUGAGUGGGAAUUAAGGCCGUUUCUGGGUUAUUUCUAGCCGAAGAGUUUGUCUGACGGAGCUGAGGAGGAUUUAAGAGCAGCAACUAACUUACCAGGCAAGUUCAUUGGGGAGUCGUUGCGGCUAACCGUUAGCAGAGAUGUUAAGGCUGUGGAGGCGAGACGUGCCGCUCUCAGAGAGGCUGGGGGAGGACUCUCCUCUCGUCGCGGCUCCUGGUCCCCCACCCACUGCAGCUCCGAUGGGGCCCAAUAUUUCGUGGCUCCCUGAACUCCCACUGCUGGGCCCCGAUCAGCCCAUCUUCCUGAUGACUCCAGCAGCACAGGCAGUGUCUGGCUUCUUCGUCUGGACUGCACUCAUUCUCACCUGCCACCAGAUCUACAUGCACCUGCGUUUCUACAGCUCACCGAGGGAGCAGCGCCACAUCGUGCGGAUCCUCUUCAUCGUUCCUAUUUACGCUUUUGAUUCCUGGCUCAGCCUCCUCUUCUUCACCAACGAUCAGUACUACGUGUACUUUGACACAGUCAGAGACUGCUAUGAGGCGUUUGUUAUUUACAACUUCCUGAGUCUCUGCUACGAGUACCUGGGAGGAGAAAGCGCCAUCAUGGCUGAGAUUCGAGGGAAACCCAUCGAGUCCAGCUGUAUGUACGGCACCUGCUGCCUGAGGGGGAAGGCUUACUCCAUCGGCUUCCUGCGAUUCUGCAAACAGGCCACACUGCAGUUCUGUGUGGUCAAACCGCUCAUGGCCAUCAUCACCGUUAUCCUGCAGGCCUACGGCAAAUACAAGGAUGGAGACUUCAACGUUGCCAGCGGUUACCUGUACGUGACCAUCAUCUACAACAUCUCGGUCAGCUUGUCUCUGUAUGCCCUGUUCCUCUUCUACUUCGCCACCAGGGAGCUGCUCAGCCCUUACAGCCCGAUGCUCAAGUUUUUCAUGGUCAAGUCGGUCAUCUUCCUCUCCUUCUGGCAGGGCAUGCUGCUGGCUAUCCUGGAAAAGUGCGGGGCCAUCCCUCAGAUUAACUCAGUGGAGGUGUCUGUCGGCGAGGGCACGGUUGCUGCCGGUUACCAGAACUUCAUCAUCUGCAUCGAGAUGUUCUUCGCGGCGCUGGCUCUGCGACACGCUUUCACAUACAAAGUCUACAUGGACAAAAGUCUUGAUUCACAAGGACCUGUUCCUACAUAUGGAGAGUUUGGCCGCUGUGCCCCCAUGAAGAGCAUCUCCAGCAGCCUGAAGGAGACGAUGAACCCAGGCGACAUGGUCCAGGACGCCAUCCACAACUUCUCCCCGGCCUACCAGCAGUACACCCAGCAAUCCACGCUGGAGCAGGGGGCGCCGCCGCCCGUCUCCCGCACACACAGCACCGUCAGCGGCCGCGGCGACACCGAGAAAACUCUCCUGCUCAGUUCGGAUGACGAAUUCUAGAGCGAGAAAUCGUCAAAACCGGGCACUCCUCUCACCGCAGCUGAAUCUUAUUCAGACUGAUGUUUUUACGGCGGACGGUUCUUAAUCCUCGCGUGCAGCCGAUCCUCUUCAACGUGUGAAUGAUUAGAGAGUGUUUGUUUUUGGGACUCAUCGUGAAUGCCGGGGGCCUUCCUGCGCCGACAUUUCCCAGGCGUCUUAUUUGGUUGGAACACUUGAAGCUGAUUUGGUGUUAAACUUGGAAAGUUUGUGAGUCACACUUGUACAUAAUGAAUCAUACUUGACAUUUGGAACGAAAGUUUUAUGGCUGGGUAGAAGCUUAAUUGGAAGUUUCAGCACAGUCAUGUUUCCUUCGCCCAACUGUGUGUCCCAGUGUAAUCAUCCUAAUCGAUGUCAUGUUUUUUCUUCUGAUUGCGUUUUGGUUUGGAUUUUGAAAGCUGUGUUGUUUUUCAGACGGUCUCGUUUGUGAAGAUUUCCCCAGUCGUGACUGAAAUUUUCAUUAAAGUUUUAGAAAAGUUUUAAUUUUGCAAACUUGAAAAUAAUAUUUAGAUAUUCAUUUGGAAAAAUGAAUUGGUCUGCCAAUACGUUCAUUUGCUUCCAAGCUGUUUUCAAUGUUGUGGAAGUCUUAGUCAUAAAAAUGUGGUACAAAUUUACAGAAAAUAUACGUGUAGAUGAAUCGUCAGUGAACUGGGGAAACCCUGGACUAUUGUGGCAUUUUAAUGUCCCCUCACAGCAGCGUGGGGAUGUAUUUAAAGGGAAAACGUGUCAGAAACAUGUGUUAAUGUCAGCUGCAUGGAUCAAUGUUGUUAUUGAUAUUGACGUUCCAAAUGAGAGGCAGGCAGAGCAGCUUAUAGAUUAAACAUUACAUCUGCUCCAGUGGGCCGCAAGAGUGAAGGGCGGCGGCAGCAGCAGAGCCGGUCAGGAUUACACUGGUGUAAUUGGGGCGUUAUUUGAACGGCAGGGAUUAAAGCUCAGAUAGUAGAACUCCGCAGGCCACAAUGUAGGUUAAAUGGAUUGAGGGGAAGAACAAAACAGCAGAGGAAUAUAGGCUAAAGCUAACUUUAGAUGUCUGCUCUCAUUAAUGGAACUUCACGGGAGUUCAACCUUUCCUCCGUUAGUGCACACAAUAUUCAAAAUGUUGACGCUAGAUGUAGUUCACAUUUAAAAGUGGACACAUUUACAUCUGCUGCUUCCUACAGAUUGUGUACGAUGUUAGAUUUUUCUGUAGAAAUGGCCUCUUGACUUUGAUGGAUCCAGAUGCGACAACAAGAGUUCUGUAGCCUGAGCGUGCAGUGAGAAUAAGGAGUAGCUAAAGGAGUGCUGGCCUGUGUGACUGCUGGGAUUGCGUGAUUUAACAACACAUUUUAGUGCCUGCUCACCCUGAUGUUGGACCAAUCGAGUUACACCAAAAAAAUCACAACCCCUGGAGAUCACAUGUACACUUGUUUUCGCUUCAGAAAAACACAUUUUAAGUUGAGCUGGACUUUAAGUUUUAGGUACUUUCACAACUUGAUGAAUAACUGUGUGUUUUCUCACCCCCAGCUGGUCAAAAUUCAAUAUUCAGAAUCAUGUUUGUAUGUAAAGAUCUCUAGUUUCACUACAUUUUUUGCACUACGAUGCGCAGUUCUGGUAUAUCUGUCAACUAAACUGUACAUCAUCCCGAUAGUAUGGAAAAAUAUCAGUCACUGUUCUCUGUUAAAAAACAUGUAACGCAUUAGCUUGUGUUUCUUUGAGUUGGAUGCUUUUCUCCUCUUCCAGUCAGAGUAUUUUUUUUGUUUUGUUUAGUUAAGUUUAACCGCAGUCGGAGCUGGUUAUUUUUUACUCAUAAUUGGAGUUCUUGACUCAUCUGAGUGAGUCAUAACUGAAUCUGCCAACGUGUUUACUUGCAACUACUUUCACUUUACUUUGCUGUAGCUCUGUAUGAACACCAGGGGGCCAUAUGGAGAGGAUAGGAAGGUAUUUAUCUCCAAGCAUACAGUUCUCAUGCAUUUAGUGCAUAUGUAACAGGAAAAAACACUUUGUCUUAGUCACUUUUAAAAAGAAAAUCAACUUAUCGCUGUCUGCGUUUCCAUCAGAAAACAGCAGCCUCAGACAGCGGUUCAAACUCCUGCUUCUGCCUGACACAAUAUUACUUUUAAACAGGAGAGAAGCCACGUCUGUGCUCAGGAGCAGCAGGCCUAUUUUUAGACAUUUUGCAAACCGGAUUAUUUUUAGUGAUGAUGAAACUGAGGCAACGUUUUUUUUGGUUGCGUCGCAGCUCCUACAUUCAGGUUUCCCCCCUCCUGUGAUGUUACAGUUAAAAAUCAAAGCAUGUCCGUCUUGAAGCACUUUGAAUGCCAUAAUCCACUCGUGCACUCUUCAUCCUCUUUCUCUGCAGCGAUGCUAUUUGUGAGUUGUUCUCAUCAGCUCAGUCGUGUGUUGAGCUGCUGAGGCUAAUGUUGUACAUAAAGGUUUAAGUGCUCUCUACAGGAGGAACAGUAGACGUGUGUGGAAAUAGUCAUAUAUGCUGUAAAGGCUGAGCACGGGAGAAACAAAGAAGACCUAGUUUUUUAUUUUUAUUUCAAUAACUGUUUUGGUUUCUAGUUCUUUGUAUAUUUUAAAGCUGCUCAUGAUGCUAUUAUGUCAUGUCAAAUGGAUAAAGAUUUUUGGGGAAAAAUAAAAGAUAUUUAGUCUGUA